Alligator sinensis (Chinese alligator) is the source of this 7418-nucleotide messenger RNA. It is a transcript of the gene EML5, whose product is annotated as echinoderm microtubule associated protein like 5. The record is from RefSeq and is a predicted model, not a curated record. Gene Ontology annotation, molecular function: microtubule binding. Lineage: Eukaryota; Metazoa; Chordata; Crocodylia; Alligatoridae. The transcript has 42 exons. Bases 1 to 5814 code for a protein of 1937 amino acids.
AUGUUUAGUACAAAGAAUCCAAACUCCCAGUACCUCAGUGUACCAGAGAAAGAGAGCAGAAGAGACCAAGAAUGCAACCAAAAUGUUAAGAUCCUGCAAUGCCUUGCUUUGCAUCCUGAACGAGUGUUGGUGGCAACAGGUCAAGUUGGGAAAGAACCAUAUAUUUGCGUCUGGGACUCUUACACUGUGCAAACUGUUUCAAUACUGAAAGAUGUUCACACACAUGGUAUAGCUUGCUUGGCCUUUGAUGUAGAUGGGCAGCGUUUGGUCUCAGUUGGCUUGGAUUCAAAAAAUACAAUAUGUGUUUGGGACUGGAGAAGAGGAAAAUUGUUGUCAAUGGCUCCUGGUCAUACAGACAGGAUAUUUGAUAUUUCUUGGGAUUUAUAUCAACCAAACAAACUUGUCAGCUGUGGUGUAAAACACAUUAAGUUCUGGAGCUUGUGUGGUAAUUCAUUAACACCAAAACGUGGUGUUUUUGGCAAGACUGGUGAUCUGCAAACUAUACUGUGCCUAGCCUGUGCAAGAGAUGAAGUGACAUAUUCUGGUGCACUUAAUGGAGAUAUAUAUGUAUGGAAAGGAAUCAAUCUUGUAAGGACAAUACAAGGAGCACAUGCUGCAGGAAUUUUCAGCAUGAAUGCAUGUGAAGAAGGCUUUGCCACUGGUGGCAGGGAUGGCUGCGUUCGUUUAUGGGAUUUAAAUUUUAAACCAAUUACUGUGAUUGAUCUCAGGGAAACAGACCAGGGAUAUAAAGGUCUGUCUGUAAGAAGUGUGUGCUGGAGGGGAGAUCAUAUCCUAGUUGGUACACAAGACAGUGAAAUUUUUGAAAUUGUGGUGCAUGAACGCAAUAAGCCUUUCCUGAUCAUGCAGGGGCACUGCGAAGGAGAGCUGUGGGCUCUAGCUGUCCACCCUACAAAACCUUUGGCUAUGACUGGAAGUGAUGAUCGAUCAGUCAGAAUAUGGAGCUUAAUAGACCAUGCAUUGAUUGCCCGGUGCAAUAUGGAGGAACCGAUUCGCUGUGCAGCAGUUAGUACAGAUGGAAUCCAUCUUGCACUUGGAAUGAAAGAUGGCUCUUUCACUGUACUUCGAGUCAGAGAUAUGACAGAAGUGGUUCAUAUUAAAGACAGGAAGGAAGCUAUUCAUGAAUUAAAAUAUUCACCAGAUGGUAAUUUCCUCGCUGUUGGCUCCAAUGACAGCUCUGUUGAUAUUUAUGGUGUUGUUCAGAGGUACAAAAAAGUUGGGGAAUGUGUUGGAUCCCUAAGUUUCAUCACUCACAUGGACUGGUCUGCUGACAGUAAAUACUUACAGACCAAUGAUGGCAGUGGGAAAAGACUUUUUUACAGGAUGCCAAGUGGAAAAGAAGUUACAAACAAAGAAGAAUUAAAAGGUGUCCCCUGGGCUUCAUGGACAUGUGUUUCUGGCUUAGAAGUUAAUGGAAUAUGGCCCAAGUAUUCAGAUAUCAAUGAUAUCAAUUCUGCAGAUGCAAAUUUUAUUGGGCAAGUUUUGGUUACUGCUGAUGACUAUGGAAUAGUCAAAUUAUUUCGAUACCCAUGUGUAAGAAAAGGAGCAAAGUUUAAAAAAUAUCUUGGUCAUUCAGCUCAUGUGACAAAUGUCAGGUGGUCACAUGAUCAUCAAUGGGUUGUUUCCAUUGGUGGAGCUGAUCAUUCCGUCUUUCAGUGGAAAUUUGUCCCUGAUAGGAAGUUGAAGGAUUCUCUUCACAUAGCACCACAAGAAAGUCUAGUUGAUUCUAAUAGUGAUGAAUCAGAUUCAGAUCAGUCUGAUGUUCCAGAGCUGGACUCUGAAAUUGAACAAGAGACUCAGAUUACAUACCGUCGACAGGUUUACAAAGAAGAUCUACCUCAGCUUAAAGAGCAAUGCAAAGAAAAACGAAAAAGUGCAGCUUCUAAAAGAAGGGAGAGAGCUCCAGGAAACAGUAUAAGACUACACUUUGUUCAUGGUUACAGAGGUUACGACUGUCGGAGUAAUCUAUUUUAUACUCAGACUGGUGAAAUUGUAUACCAUGUUGCAGCAGUUGGUGUAGUAUACAAUCGACAGCAGAACACACAGCGCUUUUAUCUGGGUCAUGAUGAUGACAUCCUCUGCCUUUCUAUUCAUCCCUUAAAGGACUAUGUGGCAACAGGCCAGGUUGGUCGGGAUUCUGCAAUACACGUUUGGGAUACAGAGACAAUCAAACCACUGUCAGUUUUAAAGGGCUAUCACCAAUAUGGUGUUUGUGCUGUUGACUUUUCAGCUGAUGGCAAACGCUUGGCUUCUGUUGGUAUAGAUGACAAUCAUACUGUUGUACUCUGGGACUGGAAGAAAGGAGAGAAGCUCUCAGCAGUAAGAGGAAGCAAAGAUAAGAUUUUUGUUGUUAAGAUGAAUCCUUAUAUGCCUGACAGACUGAUUACAGCUGGAAUUAAACACAUGAAAUUCUGGCGAAGAGCAGGGGGAGGACUGAUUGGGAAAAAGGGCUGCAUAGGUGCAAUGGGAAGAAUGGAUACAAUGAUGUGUGCAGUAUACGGCUGGACUGAAGAGAUGACAUUCUCUGGAACUUCCACUGGGGAUGUGUGUAUCUGGAGAGAUUUGUUUCUCAUAAAAACUGUCAAAGCACAUGAUGGUCCAGUGUUCAGCAUGCAUGCAUUAGAAAAAGGAUUUGUAACUGGAGGAAAAGAUGGGGUAGUGGCUCUUUGGGAUGAUACCUUUGAACGCUGUCUCAAAACCUAUGCCAUCAAACGAGCUGCUUUGGCACCUGGCUCUAAAGGUCUCCUUUUAGAAGAUAACCCCUCUAUACGUGCCAUAUCAUUAGGACAUGGUCAUAUUUUAGUGGGCACAAAAAAUGGUGAAAUACUAGAGGUGGAUAAAAGUGGACCAAUAACUCUGCUGGUUCAGGGUCACAUGGAGGGGGAAGUUUGGGGUCUAGCUACCCAUCCUCAUUUACCUAUUUGUGCCACUGUAAGUGAUGACAAAACCUUAAGAAUAUGGGAUUUAUCUCCUAGCCAUUGCAUGUUAGCUGUUCGCAAGUUGAAAAAGGGGGGCAGAUGUUGCUGCUUUUCUCCUGAUGGGAAGGCUUUGGCUGUAGGUCUCAAUGAUGGAAGUUUCUUGAUUGUGAACGCAGACACUUUGGAGGAUCUAGUCUCUUUCCACCAUAGGAGGGAUGUUAUUUCAGAAAUUCGAUUCUCUCCUGGGGCUGGAAAGUACUUAGCUGUGGCAUCAUGUGACAACUUUGUAGACAUCUACAAUGUAAUGAGCAGUAAGCGAGUAGGAAUCUGCAAGGGAGCAACCAGUUACAUAACACACAUGGACUGGGACAUAAGAGGGAAACUUCUACAAGUUAACACUGGUGCUAAAGAGCAAUUAUUUUUUGAAGCUCCUCGUGGGAAGAGGCAGACAAUUCCCAGUUUGGAGGUAGAAAAGAUUGGCUGGGCAUCGUGGACAAGUGUUCUGGGAUCUUGCUGUGAAGGAAUCUGGCCAAUUAUUGGAGAAGUCACAGAUGUAACUGCUUCAUGCCUCACUAGUGAUAAUAAGGUGUUAGCCACAGGCGAUGAUUUUGGGUUUGUGAAACUGUUUCGAUACCCUGCUAAAGGAAAGUUUGGAAAAUUUAAAAGGUAUGUGGCACACAGUACACAUGUAACAAAUGUUCGUUGGACUCAUGAUGACAGUUUGUUAGUCACUGUUGGAGGGGCAGACACCUCUCUAAUGCUGUGGACCUAUGAGAUGGAGGGACAUCGAGACAGCAGACAGUGUGAUAGUGAAGAGUCUGAUCUAGAUUCUGAAGAAGAUGGAGGCUAUGACAGCGACGUGACACGAGAAAAUGAAAUUAAUUACACCAUCAAAGCCUUAUCAACAAACAUCAGACCAAUGUUUGGAAUUAAGCCUCACCUGCAACAAAAGGAACCAUCAUUAGAUGAAAGACCACCAGUUAGUAGGGCACUGCCACAGCCUGAAAAACUUCAAACAAAUAACGUUGGCAAAAAAAAGAGACCUAUAGAGGACCUAGUUUUGGAGCUGGUAUUUGGCUACCGAGGCAAGGACUGCAGGAACAAUGUGCACUAUCUGAAUGAUGGUGCUGAUAUAAUUUAUCAUACAGCAUCUGUUGGAAUUCUCUAUAAUGUGGCAACAGGCUCUCAGUCUUUUUACCAGGAACAUAAUGAUGAUAUUUUGUGCCUCACUGUAAAUCAGCACCCCAAAUUUAUCAACAUUGUGGCAACUGGCCAAGUAGGAGACUCAGCAGAUAUGUCAGCUACAGCUCCUUCUAUCCACGUGUGGGAUGCCAUGAGCAAACAGACACUGUCUGUACUGAGAUGCUACCAUUCAAAGGGAGUUUGUUCAGUCAGUUUCAGUGCCACGGGCAAACUUCUUCUCUCUGUAGGGCUGGAUCCUGAACACACCAUAACCAUUUGGAAGUGGCAGGAAGGUGCCAAAAUUGCCAGCCGAGCAGGUCAUAACCAGCGUAUAUUUGUAGCAGAAUUUAGACCAGAUUCAGACACACAGUUUGUUUCAGUGGGAGUAAAGCAUGUGAGAUUCUGGACCCUUGCUGGAAGAGCUCUUCUUAGUAAAAAGGGGCUACUGAGUUCAAUAGAAGAUGCCCGGAUGCAGACUAUGCUCUCCGUAGCUUUUGGAGCUAAUAACUUGACAUUUACAGGUACCAUCAGUGGAGAUGUUUGUGUUUGGAAAGAGAAUGUAUUGGUACGAAUUGUGGCCAAAGCUCACAAUGGGCCUGUUUUCACAAUGUACACCACACUAAGAGAUGGCCUGAUCGUAACAGGAGGCAAGGAAAGACCGUCAAAGGAAGGAGGAGCAGUUAAACUAUGGGAUCAAGAGCUGAAGCGAUGUCGUGCCUUCAGACUGGAAACAGGACAGAUUACUGACUGUGUUCGCUCUGUUUGCAGAGGCAAAGGGAAAAUUCUUGUUGGGACAAGAAAUGCUGAAAUAAUUGAAGUUGGAGAGAAAAAUGCAGCAUGUAACAUUCUAAUUAAUGGUCAUAUGGAUGGUCCUAUCUGGGGACUGGCAACGCAUCCUUCAAGAGAUUUUUUCCUUUCUGCCGCAGAAGAUGGGACAGUGAGACUGUGGGAUAUUGCUGAAAAGAAGAUGCUGAACAAAGUCAGUUUGGGACAUGCAGCUCGUACAGUUUGUUACAGCCCAGAAGGUGAUAUGGUGGCUAUUGGCAUGAAAAAUGGGGAAUUUAUCAUCUUGCUUGUGACCUCAUUAAAAAUAUGGGGGAAAAAAAGAGACCGAAGAUCAGCUAUCCAAGACAUCAGGUUUAGUCCAGAUUCUCGUUAUUUAGCAGUGGGUUCUAGUGAGAAUGCCGUAGAUUUUUAUGACUUAACCUUGGGUCCCACACUAAAUCGAGUCAGCUAUUGCAAAGAUAUCCCAAGCUUUGUGAUCCAGAUGGACUUCUCUGCAGAUAGCUGCUAUCUCCAGGUUUCUACUGGGUCUUACAAAAGGCAGGUCUAUGAAGUGCCUUCAGGAAAACAGCUUACAGACCAGGCUGUGAUUGACAGAAUAACAUGGGCUACUUGGACCAGCGUUCUAGGGGAUGAAGUAGUUGGAAUCUGGUCCAGGCAUGCUGAGAAAGCUGAUGUAAAUUGUGCCUGUGUUUCUCACUCGGGAAUCAACCUUGUAACAGGCGAUGAUUUUGGCAUGGUCAAACUGUUCGACUUUCCAUGUCCUGAAAAGUUUGCAAAACACAAACGAUUUUUAGGUCACUCAGCCCAUUUGACUAAUAUUCGAUUUACAAGCGGGGAUAGAUAUGUUGUCAGUGCUGGUGGGGAUGAUUGCAGCUUAUUUGUCUGGAAAUGUGUGCAUAUGCCUCAUUGAGGGAUACAUGGAGACUUUGCAAAAAGGACGCUGCAUGAAUUAAUAGGCAUGAAAGACCCAGGAUUGGAAUGCGACACUCUUAAGUGCCCUGCAUGCUUAAGAAAUGGUGCUGAUCCAAGACACAGAGUAGUCUGUCUCUGGAAGACAAAUGGUUAGAGAGUCUGUCAGAGAGAUGGACGGUUACAAAUGUGCUCCGCCCAGUAGAUUUGCUCUAGAACUGGAAAAUCCAGGUUUGUAUUCCGCUCACUGCCAGAGGUUGAAAAAAGCAGCACCUGGAUAAAAGGGUUCUUAGCUAAAGAAGUGAGUUGUGGAUCAAUGUACAGUUUCCCAAUACAGCCCUGGGUUUUAUUGAAGACAUAUUUUGGACCCAGUGCUGUACAUUGAUAUGUUUAUUUUAAGCAUGAAUGUGUUUCCUUUGAGUUCUGCGAACUGAAUAUCAUUGAGAGAGAAUACUCCAUAUUUUAUUACUGAAAGAGAAGCAUCUAGCAGAUCUUAAAUAAAACUACACAGUAUUUUAAUAAGCACUUAAAGUAAUAGAAUGGGAAACAACAUUUCUAUGAGAAAUCAAAACAUGAAGCAUUGUCAGGUGAAGAAGAAAAAAUAGUAAAGUUUUUGCAGUAUUCUUGUAUUGAGGCCUGGGUCAUGAUCAUGUCUAGUGAAUCCUGUUGGAUGUGCAUGAAUCCAUUCUUCAAGGCUAGUUUAGUGUUUUUGUUGCACUUAAACAUUAAAUUAGUUCUGUGAGCAGAAGCCAAUUUGCUCACUUUGCGAGUGCCUUGCCCACAACCUAAAAGUCUAACUCCAAUUUUUGCCUUGUGAAUAAAAGUGAACUCAGUGAAAGAGAUUACUGCUGUGUUACUUGACUGGGCUGCUAGCCUACACUGAAAAUGUUGAACAAGGUGAUGAUGAUGAUAGUAUCUGUGAUUGCUAAAGCUUGGGAUUGCCACCAGUUGCAAAAAUAGAUUUUCAUAGCAAUAGGAAUCAUUGAUUUUAUUUUCUGAGCAACACUUGGGGAUUCAGAGAAAACAGAAUCUUUCCAAACAUUGGUAUUUUGUACAGUCUAAUUUUUUAAGAGGAAUAACUGGCUAGAAGAGGUCUCUGUUUAGGUUUUGCUCCUGAUUGUAAUAAUAUCCCAUCAUACACUUCUUUAAAGAAGCCAUCCAUAGUAAGGCCAUGAAUCUGCUGUAACCCUUAGGGUAAACUGAAAAUUGCAAAAUAAUGAGACUCGAGAAAGAAAAAGCCUUUAAGGAGUGUUGAAUUCCCAGACCAAGUUUCAUACAAGCUGGUAAAAUUGCUUCAACUGUUUGUCUGAAUGGGUCAUGUGGCAGAGCCAUUUGCUAAGCUAUGGCUUUGGGGUAUUAGGCCAAAUGGUUAUUUUCCAUACUAUGUGAAAAGGGACAAAAGUGAGCAACUUGCCAUGUGAGCUGGCAGUGCUAUGCUUAUUAAUUAAUAGCAUUGGUUGAGGACAUAGGGCUUUCAGAGUUUCUUUGAGGGCUUUCAGCGUUUCUUUAUUUGAUUCUACAAGUCAGGCAGUGAAUAGACUCCUCUUAUUCACCUCUUCCCUUGUCUUACUCCAUGUUCAUGUUAAAAUGAAACCAGUAAACCUC